Parascedosporium putredinis is the source of this 654-nucleotide messenger RNA. NCBI's taxonomy places the organism in Eukaryota, Fungi, Ascomycota, Sordariomycetes, Microascales, Microascaceae. The record is from the annotation of a GenBank genome assembly.
AUGGGCCCCCUCGCACACGACCGCGAAAACCUCGCCCCCGCCCUCCAUGCGGGGCCGUACACGACUACAGAUCCCGACAAAAUCGUUAUUAAGGCUGUCUACCUCUUCAUGAACCAGUUCUCCAAGACACCCGCCAGCCAGCUCGUGUCUGGCAUUGGCACCGUCACGGAUGGACUGAUUCUGAGGAUCACGACAGAGGGUCUCUUCAUCGACGAUGACGUCAGGACCCCAAGCGGUGCGAAUACCAGCUCCCCCAACGUACUCCGCAAAAUGGCUGGUCAGCGCUUUCAAGACCGAGGCGCAUCCAAGAUCCUCUCAGGCGACGACGCAGACCUAUAUCUCUCGGAGAUGCUGCGUGCCUGCAAGGAUUGCUGCCGCCUCGGUCUUUGUGAGGCAACUUUUAAAGGUACUAACAUCCCAUCUCCGACGGGGCAGACUGGAGAAUGGAAACCCAAAGGUCUCCACGUUCUCCGAGCCACGAUUCGCGAUCAAGAAGGCAAGAGGUACAUGUUUGUCCUCAACGAGGAAGAGAGCUGGAAGGUGGCGGUGGGUUUGCAGCGGCUCCGUCGAGGCACGCAAGCCAGGGCAUUGGGCAUUAGCGGGAUGAGUAGCGCAGAGAUGAGGGGUUCGCUCGAAUUGCUGGGCUGGAUAUGA